AUGUCAUCCGACAACUGUUUAGAAUUAAUUUCACAAAUGUUGGCGAAUGACACGGUUCAAAACAUCAUAAAUAAAAAUUCACCAACUACUCAUUCAAAUUCCAUUAAUGAUAACAAUAAAAAAAAUGCUCCUAAUAACGUUCUCUGCGAAUUAGGGAAUGAUUUGUCGAAUAAUACUUUAGAAGAAUUAAUUAAUUUUACCACUCAACAUUGUAAUAGCAACAACAACAAUAAUUUCAAUGAUAAUAAAUGA
Funneliformis mosseae is the source of this 252-nucleotide messenger RNA. NCBI's taxonomy places the organism in Eukaryota, Fungi, Glomeromycota, Glomeromycetes, Glomerales, Glomeraceae. The record is from the annotation of a GenBank genome assembly.